AUGAAAGGCUGCGCGGAGGGCGAGGGAGGGGCCGCGGGCGGCCGAGGGCGGGCCGCGAGCGGAGCGGGGACCGGCAGAGACGCGCGCGGAGACAAAGCGCGACGCGGGGCGGCCAGGGCGGCCGGCGGGCGCGGCGCCAGCCCCGGCGGCGCGUUCCUGGCAGCGGCCCCUCCCCCCGCGCGCUCCGCCCCCAACUUCUCAUUCACACUUUCCCCCACCCCCCUCCCUUCUAAGAAGGCCGGUUUCUGGCAGAGGCGGGGGCGCCGCUUCGGGAGCGCGGGCAGUUCUAGGAGGCCGACCGGGAGAGGCUCCCGGCUUCCCCUCGCUUUUUCUCGGACCCCGCGGGGACACCCCCUUCGCCCCUUCCCCGUGCCUGCCCGAGGUCCCGAUCGCGGCUCCAGGCGGCCCGGGCCAGCCAAAAGGGAGCUGGGGCCAUCCCGCAGCCAGGCCGCAGGUCUGGGGUCAGACCGGGGAGCUGGAGGGGGAAGACACGCGACAGUCACCUGUGGGCACGUCCCCGACGGGAGGCCGAGAGGCCCAAGGCUGGAGGGGACACCCCCUGUGCGGCAGCUGCCCGGCCUCAGUCCAUCGGCCGAGCCAGGUUCUUUGCCGACACUCACACGGGUGCUGAUGAUCCCCGCAGAUAUUAAUAAAACCGCUGUCAUGCAUCUGAGUCCCCAGACCUGCGCGGUCCCGCGUGGGUCGGGCCGGGCGCCCGGCGCGGCUGGUGAGCCCCGGAGAGCCCCGCGUCCGCUAGAGGGCGCCGCGGGACUCGCCGGUGGAGCGGGGUUCGGCGCUGCACCCCACCCCGGCGGCGAGGAGGCCCGGGAUCCGCGGGAAUCGCUGCCUCCGGGGCUGGAGCGGGGACCGAGAAGAGGGGAGUUCAUAUCCCAAGCUGGGGUCACACCUGGGAAUAAAAGGCACCGGGUGAAGUACUGGAAGACAGAAGUGCUGGGUGAACCCUGCAGGGAGAUGGCUGGUGAGGUGACAGACAUGGGACCCCCAGGUGGAUGAAUCCAGCUCCUCUGUGCAGUGGGUCCCAGGCUGCUCCAGGUCAGCUCCAUUGGCUGCCAUGGCCCCACUGGCGGGCUUCCGCUACGUGGAGCUCCAGGCUGUCUCCGAAAGGUUCCUCGUUCCCUGGGUCUUUGCAUGUUUGCGUCCUGGGUGGGAGCACACCCUGCUGGUUUCUACUUUUCCUUUAAAAUUUGGCAGACACUCUGUCUAAACUUCCAGGGCAGCUUGUUUCGCAUUGGCCAAAAUGUUCUGACUGCUUGUGCAAUAAGAAUCUUGGAGAAGCAAA
Lemur catta (Ring-tailed lemur) is the source of this 1300-nucleotide messenger RNA. RefSeq names its product translation initiation factor IF-2-like. The transcript has 3 exons. The record is from RefSeq and is a predicted model, not a curated record. Lineage: Eukaryota; Metazoa; Chordata; Mammalia; Primates; Lemuridae. Bases 1 to 1014 code for a protein of 337 amino acids.